GACGUGGCAACCCUGAGCGGCAGUCAUAUGAUUGUAUGGAUAAGGAUGUGAGUCGUCUGUUGUUGUAAUGUGUCGAUACUUCAGGAUUCACAAAUAAAUAAAAACCUUAAUCAAGAAAUUCUCGCUUCUCUUCACGUGGUAUCUGCGCUUUUGUCGCAGGCUUUAUCAUUUCAAUGGAUUUUAUUCGACAAUUUGGGAUUAUACUUGGGAUUGCAGUGCUUUCCUGUGCGCGUGCGGACAAGUCUCAGAUUGACCCACUGAUAUAUGAGGAGCAGUUGCUAUGGGUUGGCGGUGGAGCCGGUCAGGUCAACACUUUCAGGAUCCCUCUGCUAACCUUCACAGUACGUGGUAGUCUGCUGGCGUUCUCUGAGGCCAGGAAAAUGUCCUCUUCUGACGUUGGGGCGAAGUUCAUCGCAAUGAGACGCUCCACAGACAGAGGUGCCACCUGGUCUCCCACCGCAUUCAUAGUGGACGAUGGUUCUCUAGCAGAUGGGCUGAGUCUUGGUUCUGUGGUUGUGGAUGAAGAGACUGGUGCUGUGAUACUCAUCUACUCUCUGUGUUUUCACCGUUACCAAUGCAACCCCUCCAGCACCAUGAUGGUGCAGAGCGUGGAUGACGGGUUCACCUGGAGCGCCCCACGAAACCUGUCUAUUGAGCUGGGGGUGAAGAGCUUUGCUCCGGGGCCUGGCUUUGGAAUACAGAAACGUUAUCCUCCCAAUGUGGGCCGAUUGGUGGUGUGUGGCCACGGAUCUAUUGCUGGUGAUGGGGUCUUCUGUAUCCUGAGUGAUGAUCAUGGUAAAUCCUGGAGAUAUGGAGCUGCUCUGAAGAGCAUCCCUUACAACCAGCCUAAACAAAACCUGGACUUCAACCCGGAUGAGUGUCAGCCAGUGGAACUAGAGGACGGAAGCAUAGUCAUCAAUGUACGCAACCAGAACAACUACCACUGCCGCUGUCGAAUAAUAGUGCGGAGUUUGGACGGAGGCGAGUCUCUGCCUGUGGAGGAGCUGGUAUUUGACAAAACGUUGAUUGACCCUGUCGUUGCAGCCGGUGCCCUGCAGAAACAAGGAGUGAUGUACUUCAGCAACCCAUCCAGCACUCAGCACAGGGUCAAUCUAACUCUUCGCUGGUCUUUCACUGAUGGGAAGUCAUGGGAAAAGGAGGCAGUCCAGAUCUGGGCGGGGCCAAGCGGUUAUUCGACUAUGACGUCAUUCAAAGGAGAUUCUCCCGAGGACAACAAAUACAUCUUCGUCAUUUAUGAAAAGGGCCAUAAAGAUUACUGGGAGACCAUCUCUUUUGCCAAAGUCCAUCUGUAUGGAGGGAAAUAGCAUACAGGUGGAGAAGCCAAGAAAAGGGAUAUUUAGGACUUUUAAAAUCGACUUUUUUGAGAAAAUCACGAUAUCAGCCUGAUGCACAUAAUUUUUACAUUUCUCUACAUCACAUUUGGGAUUUCGCCAUCUGUACUAUGCACUGCUUUGAUAUGAAUUCCACUCCAGAAAGAAUCAAGACAUACUGCUUCGUUGUAAGAUUGAUAAAUACAGUAAUGAACUACAACUACUGGUAAUUUUACCCGUCUCACUCCAAUUUAACAAAUCUUUCUAGAAUAUAAGCGUCUUGAUGAAAGUGUUCUUCAUUCCUUUGUGCAGUUGGUGAACUGCACAUGGGUUGCACAUGUUUGAGACUAUUUGAUGGUUUUUAAACCGCUCAGGUUAUGUUUGUCUUACAAAUCCUUUUAUUUUUUCUUUAAGGUUUUUUUUUUUUUAAAUGUGGGUUGCAAUAAUGUAAAAGAAGUGAAUCUUCAUAAAGCUACAACAAUCGUAAUUUUUUUUUUUUUUUUUUUUUUUUUUUACUGUAUAACAGUGAUUGAUUUGCAAGUCUUGAAAUCAUGUUUUAAAGGUACACUAUGUAAUUUUUUUUAGUUCAAAAUUUAUAUAAUGUGUGAAUCCAUCUUCCAAACUGUGUUUUUGUCUUAUCCUGAUUCACUGCCUACAAUUUUACAUUUACAUUCUAUUUUAGACCGAGCGGGACGACAGCCGCUGCGGAGUAGCCCAGUACCUGUGUGACCCGUCAUAUACAUAAUCAGAGAGAAGUUUCAGUUUUGUUUAUUAACCACUAGAGUGCCAAAAGUUACAUAGAGUACCUUUAAAUAAAGAAAUGUGAUUUGAUUUUAAUUACCUUUAGGUGUUUCUCCAGUCCCUGGUUUUGCUUAAACUGAUGAAGGCCUCUGAUGCUACUGACAUAAACUGGAAGACACAAGGGUUUGAGACACAUAAACACUCUAAGCAAGCAGUGUUUUCUCCACAUUAUACAACUGUGAAGUCGGAAAACCCACUUUAUAUCCAUGUUAUUGAUGUUCUUCAGGUUAUGGUUUUGUUUACCCAGUCUGGCACUUUUGUGGCCACAGAUGUUGUAUUUUUAAAUGACAGCCAUUUAUUUUAGUAACAUUCUACUGUGAGCGAUUAAUAUAUGUUGGAAGUCAGCUGAAAGGCUUUCACUCUUUUACAUUUGAUACUAAAACAUUUGACAUUUCUCUUGAUUUGCUGGAUUACAUAGGGACAUCUUUCAUUGUUCAAUAAAUUUUUCUAUUUUGAUACAGCAA
Messenger RNA from Megalobrama amblycephala (Wuchang bream), 2596 nucleotides. Its product is annotated as sialidase-1-like. Gene Ontology annotation, cellular component: lysosome; membrane; cytoplasm. The record is from RefSeq and is a predicted model, not a curated record. Gene Ontology annotation, molecular function: exo-alpha-sialidase activity. The transcript is spliced from 6 exons. Gene Ontology annotation, biological process: ganglioside catabolic process; oligosaccharide catabolic process. Bases 174 to 1325 code for a protein of 383 amino acids. Lineage: Eukaryota; Metazoa; Chordata; Actinopteri; Cypriniformes; Xenocyprididae.